AUGGCACCAGUUGCACUCAUCACAGGUGGCUCUUCAGGCAUCGGUUUGGCUCUGACGAAACAUCUCCUCAAUCGCUCCUGGCACGUCUUCAUCGUCGACAUCAACCCUCCUCCGUCAUCCGAACUAUCCACUUUCGAUACCUCAUCCUACCACUUUCACGCCACAGAUGUUUCGUCCUGGGAUGCGCAAUCCUCGGCUUUUGCAACCUGCUGGUCCACCUUUGGUCGUUUGGAUUUCUGCGCCUUGAAUGCUGGUAUUGACGAUCGAGACGAUAUAUUCAACUCCACUAGCAACGAUCUCAACACCCCGCCCACUAAACCAAACAUGAAGACUUUCGAAGUCAACCUGUAUGGUCCUUAUUACGGAGUCAAGUUGGCUGCUCAUUACAUGGCUUUGAACAAGCCUUUGCAUGACCACGCCAAUGGUAAAGGUGGUAGAAUUGUGAUUACUGCUUCAGAUGCUGGACUUUGGGCUUUGUCCGCUGUUCCUCAAUAUACAGCUACCAAACAUGCCGUUGUGGGUCUGGUGAGGGCAUUGGCUGCAUCGGCCGCAGAAGCUGGUGUUUCGAUCAAUGCUGUUGCACCAGCGCUCACACCGUCUAACCUUGCGCCUGCUGGGUUGCUGGAGAGUUAUCCGAAGGAGGCAUUGACCAAGAUGGAGACAUUGAUGAAAGCCUUUGAUUCGUUGGGUAGAUUUGAUGAGGUUGAGACGGAAGGAUGGGGUGGUCAGGAGCCGAAUGGACAAGUCGUUGAGGGCAGAGGUGACGAUAUCCAUUACAAGAAUGAGAUUGAAAAGACGGGUGGGAGAGAAGUGCCAAAGGGUGAGUCUUUUGAUUGUGUUUGGGUUUGA
Aureobasidium namibiae CBS 147.97 is the source of this 849-nucleotide messenger RNA. RefSeq names its product NAD(P)-binding protein. The transcript has 2 exons. Gene Ontology annotation, molecular function: oxidoreductase activity. The record is from RefSeq and is a predicted model, not a curated record. The coding region runs from base 1 to 849 and encodes 282 amino acids. Lineage: Eukaryota; Fungi; Ascomycota; Dothideomycetes; Dothideales; Saccotheciaceae.